Aspergillus eucalypticola CBS 122712 is the source of this 867-nucleotide messenger RNA. Its product is annotated as oxidoreductase. NCBI's taxonomy places the organism in Eukaryota, Fungi, Ascomycota, Eurotiomycetes, Eurotiales, Aspergillaceae. The transcript has a single exon. Gene Ontology annotation, molecular function: oxidoreductase activity. The coding region runs from base 1 to 867 and encodes 288 amino acids. The record is from RefSeq and is a predicted model, not a curated record.
AUGGCCACCCCCAGCCUCAUCUCCAUCAACAAGCUCGCCAACACCCGAGUCUUGAUAAUCGGUGGCACCUCCGGCAUCGGCUUCGCCGUUGCCCGUGCAGCCCUGGAACACGGCGCCAGCAUCAUCAUAUCCAGCUCAAACCCCCAGAAAGUGUCAUUUACUACUUCUCGUCUCCAAGCCCUCUACCCCAACAAGGUCUACACCGACCGCAUCACUGGCAAAUCCUGCGACCUAGGCGAUCAAGCCACUCUAGAAAAGAACCUUCUUGACCUUCUCGACUACGCUACAUCAUGUUCUCUCUCUCCUGAUGCUGCGUCUCCCACCAGAAAUAGUGAUAGCACUGAACGAGUUUUGCUGAACCAUAUAAUCUACACGGCCGGCACCCCGCCCCCGCGGAUCCCCAUCUCCUCUCCCGAGAUCAGCGCAUCCAGUUUCGCAGCCUUGAGCACCCUCCGGCUACUUGUCCCGAUGUUACUGGGCAAACUUGCGAGGAAAUACUUGGUUGAUCAUCAUACCUCCUCAAUAACGUUUACCUCGGGCUUAAUGGCCGCAAGACCAGCGGCGGGGCUGGCAGUUGGUGGUGCGGCAGUGGGAUCAGCGCUUGAGGGCUUGACUAGGGGAUUGGCGGUGGAGUUGGCACCCAUCAGGGUGAAUGUAGUUGCCCCAGGUGCUGUUGAGACGGAGGUCUUCGAGAGACUGGGCCCUGCGAGGGAAGCAUAUCUAGAAGCGUUUAGAAAGGGAACGUUGACGGGGGAAGUGGGGAGGCCGGAGGAUGUUGCAGAGGCGUAUGUUUGGUGUAUGAAAGAUGGUUUUGUAACAGGGAAAAGAGUAGAGAGUGACGGGGGCGCAUUGUUAAAGGGGGCAUAG